Messenger RNA from Aspergillus saccharolyticus JOP 1030-1, 1496 nucleotides. RefSeq lists its product as uncharacterized. The record is from RefSeq and is a predicted model, not a curated record. Lineage: Eukaryota; Fungi; Ascomycota; Eurotiomycetes; Eurotiales; Aspergillaceae. The coding region runs from base 25 to 1383 and encodes 452 amino acids. The transcript has a single exon.
CCCCCCACCGCCGCAUCAUACCAAAUGCCCCAAGACCUCGCCCCCUCCCGCCCGAUGAUCCCCCAAACCACCUGCCCGUUAUUCACCCACAUCCCCGCCGAAAUCCGCAACAAGAUUUACCACUUCACCCUCGAGUCCUCCUCCGACGAUACUGGCGGCGGCAGCAGCAGCAGCAGCAGCAGCAGCGGCAGCAGUGGCAGCCAGGCGCCGUCCACCUCCUACGCCCAGCAAGCCCUCUACUACCGCCCGGGCUUCAAAUCUCGGAAACGUAUCUCCACCUCCCUCCUUCAGACAUGCCAGCAGAUCUACAAUGAAGCCUCGCUCCUGCCCCCGGCCAUCAACCGCCAUACCUUCUGGUGCUACCGGCCGCCCCCGCACGUCAAGCACCCCUCCUCCCCGGCGGACUACUUCGCGCGCAUGACGCCCAAGCAGCGCGAUGCUGUGCAGGAGCUCCACUUCUUCACCCAGCAGUUCUUCCUCGAGGAUACGUGGGCGCAGAUGUGGGCAACUGUGCGGGCGACUGAAGCGUGGCAGUUGCAGAUGCGCAAGGGGAAGCGGAAGCUGGAUGCUGCGGAGGGCGGUGGCGAUGGCAGUGGCGAGAGUCUGGACGGAGGGGUGGGGGAGAGGGAAAGUAAGCGCCGGGGAGGAGAAGGAGGAGGAGUGGGAGGCCCCGAUGUAGCCGGCCCCGAGGAAGAAGCAGAUGCAGGGGUUCUGGCGCCCAAGAAGAUGACAAUCACGCUCAGGCACACGGAUUGGUGGUUCUGGGAGAAUAAUGAGCCCCUGGGGAUUGACCCGUUUCGAGCAGGGAGGACACCGGCGGAUCAGAUGGGCGUGCGGCGGCCAUUGACGGCCUGGGAGGAGGGGAGGGUCUGGGGGAAUCAGUUCAAGCGGGUGCCUAGCUUGGAGGAACUGGUUAUCGAAUUUGAGACGGUCAUGAGGAAGCGGGACCAGUUGGAUGCGAUCGUGCAGAUGGCGCUGGGUUGGAGGUUUCCGCUGGUGGAGGCGAAUGGGGAUGGGGAUGGGGAGGGCAGGGUGUUUUUGGUUGCGGAUGCCGGGUCGAGAGAGGCGUAUACGUGGAUUGGGGCGAAGGAGGAGAUCCUGAGGAAUGUCGUGAGGGGAGUUGAAGAUGAGAAUGGGCAGGUUGCCCCGGUGGCCGUCAAGCCGCCCCCGAGGCUGGUUCCAUUCGAUGCGGAGAAGGAGUUCAAGACUGCCACAGCGGCUGCUGGACAGCAACAGGAAGCCGAGGGAAGCAAUGCUGCUGCUGCUGCUACUGCUGCUGCUGCCGGCCAGCCUGACCCGAAGAAGAAGCAGGAUUUCGAUCCGCUGACGGAGGAGAAGUUCUAUGUCGUCUUUUUGACAUGGAGGAGGCAGCGAGCGGAGUAAGGUGCAGUUUGACCACAACUAAUUAACAGCAUUACACUUGACACAAGUUUCAGCACUAUUAUGCUAUAAAUAAUUCUUAUUAUACUUCAGACAUUAAUGCAUUACCAACAUGA